CAUACACACAUGCCAUUGUACAGAAGUUGUACAAAUGUGAAUUGUGACUUUUUAGGUUAUCUCAAACACAGGUGUAAAAAAAGAAAAGAAGGAAAAGGGAAAUUAAAAUAAAAAAAUUAAAGCGCCAAUUGGCCCCUGAACCACAGUUUUUAACCAGCAGCAUAAUAUGGGGGAAAAUAUAUGGAAAUUCUAUUCUGAAAAGAAAAUAACUACAUGUUGAAAGCUAUAUUUCUUUUUCCAUAAGCAUCACUCGUUUGUUUUGAUUAAAAUGAUUCAACGAUCAUCCUCCACCACUUGAUCGACAACAAUAAAGUAAAACGUUACCGAUUGAUUCCCCCCUAAUGUGUGCCAUCAAUAAUUCAGCCUCUUCCUACACGUUCACUAAUGCAGGGCUGCAUAGCAGCACAUCAGUUGUCAUCUUCAGCCUGUAAUAAAAGGCGCAGUCUGGUUUUUUUUGUACCAAUGACAUCACAACUCUCCAACAUGGCGUUCAGCGGCAGCCGCGCACCGGAGAAGAGGGAGGUCCGGCAGGAGGACCAGGAGGAGCCGAGGAGACCCGCGACCGCUGCAGACCAGGACUACUGUCAGCAGAGAUACUCUCUCCUCCUCAUCAUCGGACAAACCGCUCACAUCACACAGACAGGACACAUCGGCAGGGAAAUUGAACGAGGCGUUAGAUCAUGGGACGUCGACUUAAACACCUGUAACCUGAACCUCCAUCUUCAAGAAUUCCUGACUUGUUAUACAGUGUCCUUCAAGAGCGCAGGGCAGAAGUGUCUGCGGCACAAUGCCAAAGUGUUGGACACUCAGGUGUUGAUCAGUCCGUCUCAGGAACAGGUUCACUUGGAGGUGUCUUCUCUUCUGGUGAGGAACUCAGCUCAUAAGCUCCUGAUCUUGGCUGGUCAGAGUGAGGAGCAGAGCGGUGACCUGCUCUUUCACAGAGGACUUUUCUCACCACAACAUCUCCAACAAAUACUCACAGAGCAGUUCAUAAAUCAGGAAUGCUCCACCACCCCCUCCUCCUCCUCUAAGUUCAACCUGACCCUCUGCUGCCCUAACAUUGGUGAGUGGAGGACGACUCUGUCCAGGCACCGGAGUCGUCAGGGCCCGUUUAUACUUCACAUCAAUCCCCCAGAGGUGCUGCCUACAAUGGAGACCCUGGGGGAGUUUACCUCCCUGGUCUCUGGAACCCUCACCUCUUCAUCGACCUUUGACCUCCUGCCUCCUCCCACCACCGUGGGCUUCCUCAAACUGUCCCGACCGUGCUGCUACGUGUUUCCCGCUGGCCGUGGUGACUGUGCAUUCUUUGCUGUGAAUGGCUUCACGGUGCUGGUGGACGGUGGCUCGGACACGCAGGCUUGUUUCUGGAAACUGGUCUGUCACCUUGACCGAGUGGAUGCUGUUCUGCUGACGCACAUCGGGACGGAAAACCUGCCAGGUGUGAACACCUUCCUGGAGAGGAAGGUGGCAGAACUGGAGCUGAGGUCUGAUCUGAAAGAUGACAUGUCGAAGAAGCUGAUCUCUCCUGAGCUUGGAGUUGUUUUCUUCAACGCCCCCAGCAGGUUGGAGAUGGACCCACAACCGAGUGUGGACGCUGUACUAAGGAGCAGCCAGCAGGGGGCACUAACUAUGCAUUUACUAAAGAGGCUCGAAAUCAUACCACAACCAAUGUUUCGAACACAAGGGGUCCCCAUUGAGCCAAUAACUCUGUUUCAGAAGAUGGGUGUGGGUCAGCUGGAUGUGUACGUCCUGAAUCCCAGUAAAAACAGCCAGGAGUAUCAGAUGUUCAUGCAGAACUGGCCUGAUGGAGUGUCCACAGCAACCAAAUCCCAAUCAGUACCUCUCACUGCCCUCACCUCAGUGUCUGCCCUGCUCGUGUGGCAUCCAGCCUGCCCGCAGGAGAAGGUCGUCAGGGUGUUGUUUCCUGGUGUUACUCCACAGACAAAGCUGCUGCAGGGCCUGGAGAAGCUGAAGGGCCUGGCCUUCCUCCAGAAACCCACAGUGACAACUGGUGACCUGGAGAAGCUGAGCGAGGACAAAAAGGCCAAGAGGAGAGAGAGUCAGGAUAGUGUCAAGUCACAAGGGAAGGAGGUGACUCUGAAACAUGUGAAAGAAAGAGGCACCAGAGAAGAGAACAAGGAGGUGUCAGCCAAAGAGAAAGGAAAGGUAGGUGUUGGAGAUAAGACCAAAACAAAGGAGCUGGGUGGAAAGCAAAAAACAGCAUCGACAGAGAAGAAAGCACCAAAGAAAGGGACAGGGAAAGAUGGAAAAAAAGAUGAGAAGACAGGUAAUAAAGAAGAGAAUGGUGUUAUCAAGAAUGGUCAAGUUAAAAAGGACGGCCUCUCCUCCAAACCAAGGAACGAUGCAAGAGCUAAGAUCAAAAAGGAGUCAAAGAACGAGUCUAAAACUGGAGCAAAGACAGGGAAGAAACCAGCAGGGAAAGAAGGUAAUAACGUCAACAAGACUGACUUAUCAAACAAGCUCUUGUUAAAUCCUGACACGGAGAACGUGUUAGAAAUCCCAGAGUGUAAAGCUACAGAGGAACAAAGUCCAAAAGCAAAGAAAGAGCCUGAAGAGAACCCCUGCAGCUCUAAAACAUCUACACCCGAGGAUAUAACAGCCGAUGUUCUCAGGCUCAGAGAGGAAACAGCAUCUGACUCCAAACAGAAAAGCAGUGAGUCAGAAAAUGAAAAGAUCUUAGGAGGACCGAACAAAGAAAAAAGUACUGAAGCUUCAGAUACACCAGGGGAAGAAACAGCAGGUGGGAUGAUGAGAGCAUGUAGCGUGGAUAAUGAAGUCCAAGAUAAAACUGGAGCUGGAGAUAAAGAUGGAGCAGAAAGGCAGGACCAGACAGGAAAUGUUUCCAAACCAGCAAACGUUGUAGGAUUUCCAGCUCCGUUAAAUAAGACACCAAAGAGUCAACGUUCGGUCCAGCUAGACUUAACCCCAACUGAGUAUACCCUUUUAGACGGGGCUUUGAAACACAGUCCUCCUUCCAGGUCGUCUCCGGGGAACCAGGUCCCAGUCAGUCCUGAUGAGGAGACAGUAGAGCCGACCUCCCCCGACUCCAGGCCCAACAGUGCAGGCCACACUCCGUACUGUCUUUCCCCAGAUGAUGUGUGGUGCAACAGGGUAACUCUUAGCAAACUGCAGGCCCAGAUGAGUAGCUCGGAUGAGUCUCCUGACGUCAACCAGACAAAUGUAUCGUCCAGACAACCGUGUCAGUCCAGAACCAACACGGAGACCCAAGCUAAUCCUAGGGAGAAGCAUCUGAGCUUCCUGUCCUUAGGUACAUUCAAAGAAACCUCGUCAGAUCCGUCUCCGUCUGUAGCCACCACCACCACCACCACCACACACUCCAUGCCAGCAGAGGUGAGCUCACCUCAGUCCACAGAAGUGGACGAGUCUCUGUCCAUGUCCUUCGAGCAGGGAUCGACUAACGUGAGCCAGAGGGAGAGCGAUGACAGCAUUGUCCACUCCCACUCCAACGGAACCCAUUUCGUAGGGAUGUCUUUGGGGAUGAAGAAGCCCCCGAGAUCUUUAGGUCAAGGGUCAGAUCCAGGCCGACCCCCAGCUCCCAGCAGUCUUCAUUUUGAGUUGUCACCUCAUGAGGUAGAUCUUUGUCUGGUUUCUCCUUGUGAGUUCAAGCAUUUCAAACCUCCUGAAUCGGGUGAGUCCUGCAGAGGAAACUUUGCCCCACAUCACUACUGCACCAACAACAACUACCCCAAAGACACGUCCCCCAGUGAAUCAAACGCUCCUGUUUGCACAGAGGACUGUCCAUCCACCACAGCAGAUGGAGCGCUGGACUCUGAUGAGGACGAGUCUUGUAGUGAGCCGACUCACUCUCCACGUGACCUCUGUGCCAGUCAGGCUCUGCCCUCAGACCCUCUUCCUGUCCCUCUCAGGGACAGUCCACCUCUGCCCCCACAUCCAGACACCUCCAUGCCUGUCCCUCAGUCCAACCUUGACACCCAAGGGAAGAGACUUAAAGCCAGCAGCAUGGUGGGCAAAAAAAUGCCAGGGGUUGUUGACGGGCCCAACAAGUCAGGCUCAGGGAAAAAAAGGACCGGGAGCCAAAGUGGAGUCUCUUCUAGUCGUACACCUUCCUUCAACUCUCGCUCAGCACCCGCCAAAUCCUCACCCAACACUGGUGCAGGCUCAAAGACGACCUCUGCUGGUGAAGUCAGUGUAUAUGUGGACCUGGCCUACGUUCCCUCUGGAGCUUCUUCAUCAACAGUCAACGUGGACUUCUUCAAGUGUGUUCGCUCCUCCUGCUACAUCAUCAGUGGAGACAGUCCAGAGAGGGAGGAGCUGAUGAGACAGACACUGGACGCUCUGUUCGAGGGAAAGAUGACCUGGUCUGACAACAUGCAGGUGACUGUCAUACCCACCUAUGAGUCGGUGUCCAUGCAGGAGUGGUACCAGCAGACCCUGGACAGACAGAGGGAGCUCGGGAUCACUGUGCUGGGCUCCAACAGCACUGUCGCCAUGCAAGACGAGACCUUUCCUGCCUGCAAGAUCGAAUUCUGAGCAUGAAUUCAGACCAAAGUUUCUGUGGGAGAAAAAAAAUUACAGGGUGGAGUUGUAAGAAUAAAAAAUAGUUAGUACUAACUGUAGAAAUAAGGCUCCAUGCUGCACGAAAUUGCCCGAAUGGGCAAUUAAGUUCUCAAUCCACCACCGCCCCCUGUUGGUUUUCACUCUGUUGGCUUCUUUUGCAUCAGUAGCCCCUUCUUUGACUUCAUCCACAGGGAACACACAUCCCUGUGAUGAGAACUGCAUGUCUAUUUUUAGACCAUGACCCUGUGCCAAACAGGAGACAAGAUUACACAUACCAUAAUAGUAGCAGGAAUUUACAGUAGAUCCACAUAGAAAAAGGACAAUUGUAGAUUAGCCAAAGUAAUUGAUCACGCAGCGAUACACAGCACUAUUUGUUAUUUUCUGAAUGUGUAAAGGACUAAAGCGUGACCUUUGAAAAGUUGAGGGGAAGUUUGUUGUCUUUCCUGAGUAAUUCAAGGUUUUAAGAGUUCAAGGCUGACUUGAAAAUAUUUCCAUGAGUGUGGAAACUUAAUUAAAGUACAGUUGGAACUGUAUUCCUUCUACUAACUACAGUGAAUUUCACAGUGUGUCGUGCGGUGAUUACUGUUAAAGCACGUUGUGAUCUUUGCAAUGUCAUGUGUUCUCUAUGCUGGUGAGUUGCAUACCAGGUCACAUUCUUUAGCCUCAGAGCAAUCGUGUCAUUAAGAAUGCUACUGUAAUUGUGCUCCAUUACAAGUGCUUAUAACCAUGCCAAUGGGAACGGCCCGACUGCCAAUGCUUCUGUGUUGACUUGUCCUCACGUGCUUUAAAAACACCUGAUGAUGUGUUGUGAGUGUGAUGAAUGUAAACAUCAAGUACAGUAUAUUGAAAACACAUGGGAUGUGCAGUGUUACAUAAAUGUUUGGACAUAUUGAAUGGUAAUGACAUCCGGAUUAUUGUAAAUAACAAUUAAAAACAAAUGUUAACUAUUAUUUAAAGCACCGUGGAAAAAUAUAUUACAGUUUGGUUCAUUUUUUUAAAUUACUAGGUAGAAAUAUGUUCUUUAGCCAGUAAACAUAUUUGUUAGCUGGAAAUAAAAAUAAAAAAACUUGAAACGGCAUUGUUUUUAAUGUGUGAAAACUUUUAACUAUGGCCACUAGAUGUCAGCAGAGAAUCCAUAAUGCGUAAAAAAUGUAACAGGCUGCUGCCCAACUGUAUCCAACACAAAUAUAAAUCAUUCUAAUGGCAUCACAUAUAGUAUACAAAUGUACAUGCUGUUAAGCACAGUUAUGAACAUGUGAGACGAACGAGUUCAACGACAUUUUGAUGCUUUGUAAACAAUCUCUGACGACCAGACAAAUAAACUGAUCUUUUUAGAACCAGAACUUUUCAGUUUUAUCAUC
Molecule: messenger RNA, 5921 nt
Organism: Cynoglossus semilaevis (tongue sole)
Lineage: Eukaryota; Metazoa; Chordata; Actinopteri; Pleuronectiformes; Cynoglossidae
Product: microtubule-associated protein 1S-like
Exons: 11
Coding region: 385-4533 (1382 amino acids)
Biological process (GO): axonogenesis; microtubule cytoskeleton organization; regulation of microtubule depolymerization
Cellular component (GO): synapse; neuronal cell body; cytosol
Molecular function (GO): microtubule binding; actin binding
Source: RefSeq, a predicted model, not a curated record